Lotus japonicus is the source of this 2945-nucleotide messenger RNA. RefSeq lists its product as uncharacterized. The record is from RefSeq and is a predicted model, not a curated record. Gene Ontology annotation, biological process: intein-mediated protein splicing. Gene Ontology annotation, molecular function: protein binding. The coding region runs from base 140 to 2767 and encodes 875 amino acids. NCBI's taxonomy places the organism in Eukaryota, Viridiplantae, Streptophyta, Magnoliopsida, Fabales, Fabaceae. The transcript has 7 exons.
CCAAAAAUCCAUGAUGUAACGGUCACCCAUCUCUCCUGCUUCCCUUGUUUUUCUCACUUUCAACAUUCUCGCCUCCAAACCCCGAAACAACAGAAGAGACCAUCGGAGCAACCCUUCAUUCCGCCGCAAAUGCACCGACAUGGACCGCCGGAAAACGCUCACCAUGACAUGGGAUGACCUCGCCGACGACGAAGAUGACGACGACCUCUUCUUCUUUGACUCAUCCAACCGCCUCUCCUCCGCCAUCCCCAUCGACCUCACUUCUUCCUCCUCCUCCUCCGAUGAUGAUGAUGAUGAUGACCCCCGCCUGUCGUUCGUCUCCGCCAUGUCCUCCGCUCACUCCAAGAAAAACAGAGCAUUCUCGCAGACCAUGUUCACAACACCCCCAGAUUAUGAUAUAUGGAUGGCUUCCCCUGCAUCCAUCAACGAAAGGCGAAGGCGGUUGCUUUACGGCAUGGGACUCGAUCACAACAAAGACUUCAUCAACACCACCACCCCAAAUCUAAGUGAUGCAAUCUCAAUGAAUUUCACAGAGCACAGAAAAACAGAGAAAACAAAGCACACUUCCCCUGUUUCAGCAAAGCAGAGAAAAACAGAGAAAACGGAGCACUCUUCUGUUUCUUCAAUGUUGGUUCGAUCACAUUCCGAAGGCAACAUAGGUUCAUUUUCCAUGGAAAUGUUGAGAAAAGAGAAUUUGAUUGGGAAGGUAUCGAAGCAACGUCUCACGAGGACCGCCACAAUGGUCGUCCUUGAUGCUCCAGUGAUCACAAAAGACGAUGGAAACAGAGUGGUCGCAGAGGAUUCUUUUGGCAAUGAAGUUAAGUCAAAUAAGUCAUGGAAUUCUGAAUUGGGAGCAAUCUACUUGAUCAAAAAUCUGGAAACUGGGAAAGAGUUUAUCCUCAACGAGUAUGGUGAAGAUGGGUUAUGGAACCGGCUCAAUGACCUGCAGAAUAGGAAGAAGAAGAAGAAGAAUAUGCUAACCAUGGAGGAGUUUGAGAAUACGAUUGGGCAUUCACACUUUGUGAAUGAGCUCAUGAGGCGCAGCAAUGUAGGGAGAAAUGAGAGUUCCUCGAGGAAGCUUUCAUCGAGUUCUUCUUACAUUUCUAGGAGUUUGAAGCAGAGCAAGAAGAAGGGUGCUAAAUUGUUGAGGAACAUCAAGGGUGUGGCUUCCGGGCAUGCGACGAUGGAGGCGAAGAGCAACCGGUGGGUGAGGGUGCGGCAUAAUGGCAAGUCACACAAGGAGCUUUCAGCUCUGCAUUUAUGUCAGGAGGUUCAAGCUCACGAGGGGUGCAUUUGGAUCAUCAAGUUUAGCUUAGAUGGUUGUUUUCUCGCUAGUGGUGGGGAAGAUAAGGUGAUUCGAGUGUGGGAGGUGCAAGAGUGUGAGGUUUUGGAGGGGAAUUGUUCUCCAUUGCUUGUGGCGUCUCCGGAGAGAAAUGUGCAGCAGGCAGAGGUGUUUUUGGGUGAGAAGAAGAAGACGAAGAAGAAGGGGAAAAUUGGAGGUAAAAGAGGGAAUGUUAUUCCGGAUUUUGUUCAUGUUCCAGAAACAGUGUUCUCCCUUUCUGAGAAACCAUAUUGUUCUUUUCAAGGUCAUUUGGAUGAUGUUUUGGAUUUGUCCUGGUCUAAAUCUCAGCUACUUCUGUCAUCGUCAAUGGAUAACACAGUAAGAUUAUGGGACUUGGAAACUAAGACUUGCUUGAAGAUAUUUGUACAUAAUGACUAUGUAACCUGCAUACAUUUUAAUCCUGUGGAUGAUGAUUAUUUCAUUAGUGGCUCCCUUGAUGCUAAAGUCAGAAUAUGGAACAUCCCUGAAUGUCAUGUUGUCCAUUGGAUUGAUACCCAUGAAAUGGUUACUGCAAUUUCUUACACACCUGAUGGCCAAGGUGUUCUUGUUGGUACACAUAAAGGGUGUUGUCGUACCUAUAGCACACAAGAUUCCAAACUAAUUCAAACAGCAACAAAUGAGAUUCGACGCAAGAAGAAAUCUAAACGAAGAAAAGUAACUGGUUUCGAGUUUGCUCCAGGCAAACCAUCAGAAGUGCUUGUUACUUCAGCUGAUUCAAGGAUAAGAAUCUUGGAUGGUUCAAAAAUUGUUCACAAGUUUAGAGGUUUUCGAAAUUCAAAGAGCCAAAUUGCAGCUUCAUUUAGUCCAGAUGGGAGAUAUGUUAUAAGUGCAAGUGAAGAUUCUCAAGUAUAUGUAUGGAAGCAUGAAGAGCAUAGAAAUGCAGGCAUUGGAAAAGGCAGAAACAUGCUAGUUACCAGAUCUCAUGAACUCUUCCAAUGUAAAGAUGUUUCAAUAGCAAUACCAUGGCCUUAUACAAUUAGUGGUAAUCCCCUACCUGAGCCAUUACAUCAUUCCAAAACACAUUCAAAAAUUUCUUAUUCAUCAUUUGGUGGUGGAGAUGGCACUAAAGUUGGUGCAAAAAUCAAAACAAUGCUUCCACCUCUUCCAAAGAAAACUAAGUGUCAUGCCACUGAGAAAGAAGAGCUUGAAGCAAUUUCGCGCGUAGAUUCCGGCAUUGGUGAUUCAUUUUGUUCAGACUCUUCCUCAAUUAGGUACGGUGAUUCUUCCUCACCUUCUAUACCAGGUUCAUGGUCUUCUUCUUAUUCAUCAUUUGAAAGUGGCCAUGGUUCCCCAACAAGUAAUCUUCCUUCAGCAUGGGGCUUGGUAAUUGUGACAGCCGGGUAUGAAGGUGAAAUCAGAUGUUAUCAGAAUUUUGGGUUGCCUCGAAGGAUGCGGCAAGCAAACCUUUUUGGAGGCCCUUCUUAACAUUUGUCUCAUGUUUGGCAUUUUUCUUUAUUUUCUUGAACUUGUAUUGUAUAUCAAGCAACAUUUGUAGUUUUAGCUGUAUGUCAGUCUGGUUGGUAUUGUAUAUAGUGAGUGAUCCACAUAAAAGUGAUGUAUCAGUUUAAAUAACAAUACAGAUAUAAGGGAAGAUUAGAUGAAU